Messenger RNA from Polistes canadensis, 666 nucleotides. Its product is annotated as succinate dehydrogenase assembly factor 2, mitochondrial-like. Lineage: Eukaryota; Metazoa; Arthropoda; Insecta; Hymenoptera; Vespidae. Gene Ontology annotation, biological process: protein-FAD linkage; tricarboxylic acid cycle; mitochondrial respiratory chain complex II assembly. The record is from RefSeq and is a predicted model, not a curated record. Gene Ontology annotation, cellular component: mitochondrion. The coding region runs from base 78 to 533 and encodes 151 amino acids. The transcript has 3 exons.
ACUAGAUAGCGUUACAAUCGUCGCAAUUUUCAACUCAAAUACGCAUUUUUAUAAACUAUUUUAAAUAUAGUAGAAAAAUGAAUAUUAUUACUAAAUCAAUAACUUUUUUAGUUAGACCUAUGACAGUAAGAAGAUGCAUAUCCACCAGCUGUAUAAAUUAUAAAGAUUUUGGAGAUAUAUUUCAUUUGGAAGGUCACGAAUCGAAUAUUCCUCCUUAUGUAGAACGAAAAGGAGAAAAUAUUGAUCUUAAAAAAGCACGACUGAUUUACCAGUCACGCAAACGUGGUAUGCUAGAAAACGGUCUUUUACUCAGUACUUUUGCUAAAAAAUACCUGGAUAAUUUUAACGAUUCGCAAUUAAAAUUGUAUGAUCGUCUUAUAAAUUUACCAUCUAAUGAUUGGGAUAUAUUUUAUUGGGCUACAGGUGCUAAGCCUACACCACCUGAAUUCGAUAAUGAAAUUAUGGAUUUGUUAAAAAAACAUAUUAAGAACGAAGAUAAACAAGCUAGAAUAAUGCAGCCAGAUUUGUAUUAAUUUGCUGUCGUUUAUAUGUAGACUAUUUAUAAUCUUAAAACUUUUAAUAUUUAAUUUAGGUUGAUAUAAUAUUUUUUUUCUUUCCCGAAUAAAAUAGAAUGUAAAUAUGAAGAAUAAAUAUGCUUAAAUAAAA